Didymodactylos carnosus is the source of this 1044-nucleotide messenger RNA. The record is from the annotation of a GenBank genome assembly. Lineage: Eukaryota; Metazoa; Rotifera; Eurotatoria; Philodinida; Philodinidae.
AUGAAAGGUCACUAUUUGUUGUUGAUUCUUUUAAAUAUUUAUAUUAAUACAACGACUUAUGGUCUUACAUGCUACGAAUGUAUUUGUUCUGGAGCGACACCUGAUUGCUCAUGUACUUCGCCAACGAGCAAUAAUGACAGUGAUGCAGUUUGUGUUAUUAUACGAGACAAUUCUGAUAAUUCAGCUAACACUGACGAACACUUAAGUCUUAUUAAAAGAAACGAAACAGAGACUUAUAUUGAAAAUUCAUAUUUUGUACUAAUGAAAGAAUCCAUACAAUAUAACGAUACGUCGGAAAAAUGGAUACCGCGGCCAGAUACUGUUAUAUUUGGAUGUGACUGGGAUAUGUGCAAUAAUCCAAAUCUAACAACGUUGUUACCAUCAACGAUACAAAUGUCAUUACCUUCGGAUUGGUUAAACGAAAAUAUACUUGACACGAAAAAGAAUGUAACAUAUUGUGAUUGUCACCAUUGUCCUAAUUCUUCCACAUGUGGUAAUUCAACAGAUUUUGACAUAAGUAGAUGUCCUAACAAAGUUGAUUGUAAUAGUACAUGUAAAUUAAGCCAAGUCUACCGAGAACCACAUAGUGAUCCAUAUUGUUAUAAAUCGGAAUGUCUACCAGUAUCGUCUUUACAAGAUUCGCCUCGAGUAGAAAUAACGGCCAUUUACUAUUUUGACCAAUCAUCAUCACCAACGUACGACGCAUUUAAUAUACCGGAAUUCAAUAUUUUUUGUCGUGCCGAUAAUUGUAGUCGUCCAGAAAUAUUUACUGAAUUCCGAGACAAAUUUACCUACAAUAUUAGUAAUUUAGAAGCUUUUAUGAAUCUUCGGCCCUCAGCAACUACCUCAGUAUUCGAUUCAUCCACAGUAACAUCAGAAGCACCAACUACCUCAACAGGGACACCAGGAGCAGCAACUACCUCAACAGGGACACCAGGAGCAGCAACUACCUCAACAGGAACAUCAACAGCAGGAACUACCUCAACAGUAACAUCCGCAGCAUCAACAACCUCAACAGGAACAUCCGCGGAAGCAACUACCUCC